GUGGUUCAGGACACCUACCAGAAUGGGGAAGGGGACAGCGUGUGCAGCAGCAGCAGCAUCAACAGUGUCAAUGUGGAGGACAUGUCCCUGUGUCUGGCUGCCAUUCAGAAGCUGAUGGAGUACAUCAAGUUCAACUUCAUGGAGAGUGACACAGCUCUGCUGGGCAGCCCGUCCUCCUGCAGGGAGGGGCUGGACGUCGAGGUCCAUGGCGUGUCGCUCAGCAAAGACGAGGGCGAUGCCGCCGAGUUCGGCCUCAGCUUCGGGAACAUCCCCAUUUUCGGGGACCCUGACGGGAGAAAGAAGGGAGGCCCUAGGAGGAGGAGGGACCAGGGCCCCAUUAUCGACGUGGGCUGCAUAUGGGUGACGGAGGUGAGGAAGAGGAGCCCGGCGGCCUGCUGCGGGGGGAUCAAACUGAGAGAUGAACUGCUGUCACUCAACGGGCAGCUGAUGGUGGGAGUAGAUGUCAGUGGAGCCAGUUACCUGGCUGACCAGUGCUGGAAUGGAGGCUGUAUCUACAUGAUCAUGCUGCGGCGAGUCAAGCGGAAGGCUCCCCCCCCUCCCUCCAACGCCAACGGCAGCGUCGGCACCGCUGUCAUCGGCGACCGCUGCGAAGUCCCGCCGCAGUGCAGAGCCGCCUCCGACUGCUCGUCGAGCGGCAAACGCACGCGCAAGUUCGGCGUCAUAUCGCGGUCGUCCUCCAACCGGGACGACCGGGGCGGUGGCGACUCCGAACUCAAGAGCUCUUACCACGGCUGCAACGGCUCCUCCGUUCCCGCCGACGCAGGGGUCAGUCCUCCUCCCGGAGACGACCCGGGUUGCGUCCACUCUGCGGGCACACCGCCGGGGGAGAGCCCGGACGCCUCUCCUCAGGUGAGAGCUGCUCCCCAGCGUCUGCGCGGCGGAGGCGCCGCCACUCUGCCCGCCAGGUGUCACAGUCAGCUGUUGGAAUGCAAGAUGGAUUCUUUCAGCAGUGAACCUUCAAGCCAG
Anarrhichthys ocellatus (wolf-eel) is the source of this 987-nucleotide messenger RNA. RefSeq names its product PDZ domain-containing protein 2-like. Gene Ontology annotation, molecular function: protein binding. The transcript is spliced from 2 exons. The annotation marks the transcript as partial. The record is from RefSeq and is a predicted model, not a curated record. Lineage: Eukaryota; Metazoa; Chordata; Actinopteri; Perciformes; Anarhichadidae.